UACAAUGGAUCUCAAGAAAGUGGACGAAGUAAUUCACACGGCCGAAAACAUCGUUCUAAAAUGGCUCUUACUAGACGUGCGAUGGGUAACGGCAUCAAGAAAGGUGCCAGUAAAUCAGUUAACAUACCUCCAAGGCAAACCGAGGCAGUUCUUGACUCAUCAAGGCACGUUGUCUCGUACUCGUACCAUCGAACACAUGCCGUUAUUGUCGAAUAUACACCCGACCCAUCGAAAGAUAUGUUCCAGGUUGGUCGUUCUUCCGAGGAACAAAUCGAUUUUACAAUUGUCGAUACGUGGCUAGCUGCUGGUUCAAAUAUUGUCCUCUCUCCAGCAGGCAACAGUUUGGCGGCGCAGCGUAUGCUUCGUACACCGAACGGAGUUGAUGUGAUAGGUCAACGACCAAUAUCGUCGACGAUCAGUCGAUAUGCUUGUCGAAUAAUAAUUGAUCGUGAUCAGCCGCAUACGGCACGCCUUUAUGCAGCCGGUUUCGACACUUCCAGAAAUAUUUUCCUUGGUGUUAGUUUUGGCUUUCGUCGCUUGAAUCGUGCUCUUCUUAAAAUCCCUUGUGGAUUCUUUCCAAUAAGUUAUUCUUGA
This is a messenger RNA of Anisakis simplex (herring worm), 594 nucleotides long. The record is from the annotation of a GenBank genome assembly. NCBI's taxonomy places the organism in Eukaryota, Metazoa, Nematoda, Chromadorea, Rhabditida, Anisakidae.